This is a messenger RNA of Populus trichocarpa (black cottonwood), 730 nucleotides long. Its product is annotated as 40S ribosomal protein S16. Gene Ontology annotation, biological process: translation; maturation of SSU-rRNA from tricistronic rRNA transcript (SSU-rRNA, 5.8S rRNA, LSU-rRNA). The transcript has a single exon. Gene Ontology annotation, cellular component: ribosome; cytosolic small ribosomal subunit. Lineage: Eukaryota; Viridiplantae; Streptophyta; Magnoliopsida; Malpighiales; Salicaceae. Gene Ontology annotation, molecular function: structural constituent of ribosome; RNA binding. Bases 97 to 531 code for a protein of 144 amino acids. The record is from RefSeq and is a predicted model, not a curated record.
UUUUUUUUUCUGCCCACACUCCCCCACUUCACCUUGUGAGUUUUUAAGCGCUCGGCUGCAACCAAACCCCGAGAAGAAAACCCUAGCCAACCAACCAUGGCGGCGCCGACGGAGUCCGUGCAGUGCUUCGGAAGGAAGAAAACAGCAGUCGCAGUCACCCAUUGCAAGCGCGGUCGCGGCCUGAUCAAGAUCAACGGCUGCCCAAUCGAGCUUGUUGAGCCUGAAAUCCUCCGAUUCAAGGCCUAUGAACCAAUCCUUCUCUUAGGACGACAACGUUUUGCUGGAGUGGACAUGAGGAUCCGUGUCAAGGGUGGAGGACACACGUCUCAGAUCUAUGCGAUCAGGCAGAGCAUCGCAAAGGCACUUGUGGCGUUUUACCAGAAGUACGUGGAUGAGCAGAGCAAGAAGGAGAUAAAGGACAUUUUGGUGAGGUAUGAUAGAACUUUGCUGGUUGCUGAUCCUAGAAGGUGCGAGACUAAGAAGUUUGGUGGACGUGGCGCCAGAGCUAGAUUCCAGAAAUCUUACCGUUGAACAAACCUUUUUUUUUUGUUGGACUAAUCGUUUUCUUUCGGUUAUGUUAUGCUUUUGUAUUUUGUUUCAAGUUUGUUGGGUUUUAGGGAAGGGUUAUUAUGAUUACUAGUAUUACUGCUAUGGAUUUUCUCAAGUUUUGUCGUGGAUUUUGAUGUCAUAAGAAUUUCCUUUUCGUGGAAUUGCAAUUGUUAUUUUUUAA